CUUAUUGUGUUGGAAAUAUCAGAUUCUUUCUGUGCUUUUUAUUAAAUACUGAAUAUACAGAAGUAACAAUGGUUGAGCAAUACGUCGGUAAAUGGAAAAUGACUUCAAGUGACAAUUUUGAUGAAUACAUGAAAGCUGUAGGUGCUGGUUUUGCCUCUCGGCAAAUGGCAAACCUAGCAAAACCCAGUUUGACGAUUGCUGUGGAUGACCAGGGGUUCAUCUCUAUGAAAGCUGUCACUACUUUCAAGACCCUGGAAAUUAAAUUCAAAUUAGAUGAAGAAUUUGACGAGACAACAGCUGAUGACAGGAAAGUGAGGACUACCAUGAGCCUUGUAGACGGUAAACUUACUCAAAAGCAGUCUUGGGAGGACAAGACCACAAUAAUCGAAAGAGAGAUUCAAGACUCAAAAAUGAUAGCGAAAUGUACCAUGGAAGAUGUGAUCGCAAUCAGGACGUACGAGAAAGAUGCAUGACCGGAUGCUAUAAGAAAGAUUAAAGAGCUCAUUUGAUUUUAAAAUAGUUGAAUUUAAAUCCUCUUAAUAUUUGUGACAAUAAAAUACUUUUUAGCUUUAUAAAAACAACAUUA
Xyrauchen texanus (razorback sucker) is the source of this 586-nucleotide messenger RNA. It is a transcript of the gene fabp4b, whose product is annotated as fatty acid binding protein 4b. The record is from RefSeq and is a predicted model, not a curated record. Gene Ontology annotation, molecular function: fatty acid binding. Lineage: Eukaryota; Metazoa; Chordata; Actinopteri; Cypriniformes; Catostomidae. The transcript has 4 exons. Bases 69 to 473 code for a protein of 134 amino acids. Gene Ontology annotation, biological process: fatty acid transport. Gene Ontology annotation, cellular component: nucleus; cytosol.